Camellia sinensis is the source of this 1250-nucleotide messenger RNA. Its product is annotated as cyclin-D2-1. Lineage: Eukaryota; Viridiplantae; Streptophyta; Magnoliopsida; Ericales; Theaceae. The record is from RefSeq and is a predicted model, not a curated record.
CAUUGCCAAUUACUGAACUCUUGCUCAUAUAAUUACACAAUAAAAUCUCUAAUAAUUGAUCAUUGAUUGACUCGAUCAUAUCAUCAUCCACAAUGUCUGUGUUCCCUACCUUGCACUGCAGCGAGGCUGCCAGUGAGGUUGUCUCCUCCAAUGAUAAUGCAGCCGGGGUCUGCCAAUGUAUUAUUACUCGCUCAACUUCCAAACUCCAAGACCACGAUGAGGGCUCGAUUGUUCAUAUGUUCGAUUCUGAGCUCGAUCAAUUGCUGGAACACGAGUUACUCCGGCAAUUGCUGAAAAAGGAUGAGAUUGUCGAGGCACGACUCGAUGCCAUUGACUGGAUGUUGAAGGUGCAUGGUUACUAUAAUUUCAGAGAUGAAACAGCUUAUCUUUCUGUUAACUACUUGGACCGAUUCCUCUGUUCUCAUGCUUUGCCGGAGGGGAAAAGAUGGCUGUGGCAGUUACUAUCGGUGGCAUGCUUGUCUCUGGCUGCCAAAAUGGAGGAAACAAGAGCUCCUCUUUUGUUGGACUUACAAGUGUUAGAACCAAAAUUCAUGUUCGAGCCCAAAACAGUUCAACGUAUGGAGCUCUUUGUCAUGGCCAAGCUCAGAUGGCGGUUACGAGUCGUCACGCCCUUUGAUUUUGUAGAUUAUUUCAUUGCAAAGCUUCAAUGUCUCAAUCCAAACGUUGAUCACUUCUGUUGUCUGUUCUAUAGGGUCCAAGGACUCAUUCUAAGUAGCUGCCAAGUGGUUGAUUUCUUAGAUUAUACACCCUCAACCAUAGCAGCUGCUGCUGUGCUUUGCACGAUUGAUGAGAAAGUGAAUGAUCACAAAACAAUUAUCUUUCAUGAGAAAGUGAGCAAAGAAUUGGUGAAAAGAUGUUGCCAACUUUUCAAAGGGCAUUUGAAGAUCGACAUGUUUCGACCAGCACACAAUGAACCGAAGAUAUUGAAGUCAGUUCCACCGAGUCCUGUUGGAGUGAUUGAAGCAGCGAGCGCUAAGACUUGCGAAGCAGAGAUUGAGAAGCCAAGCAAGCAGUGAAGUUGGAAGUAGAUUUAUAACUUGCACUGUUGUUUCUGUUGCCCAAUUCUUUUCAUAAAUGUGUCUUUUUGUAUUAUAGAAUCAUGAAUUUUGAUUAGAAUUGGAAGCAUUUUCUUUCUCCCUUUCUUUGCAGAGAGAUUGUAUGCACGUUUGCUAUAAAUUGAAACAAUAAUAGUAAAUGAUGUCGACAUUUCAAACAGUAUUUUUUUUUUC